AUGUUGGUGAGUGCAGCUCCUACCUCAUUCUUCUAUCCACCAAUCAAACGUUUUUCUGCUGGGAAAUAUUGUACCAAAACAAACCUGCAAUUUGCUGCCAAUCAUCCUAAAAUCAAUGCUUUUAGUAGCAAAAAUGAGCAAACACAUUCCCUCUUCACUUCUUGCUGCCACCCACCGGCGUCGCAGCUCAAAGCGGCAGCGGCGGCGCUUGAUCCUCAAGAUGGACAUGCAGGAAUAGGUAUCCUUGAAUUUUUUCAAGGGAAGAACAUUUUUGUUACUGGAGCAACUGGUCUCCUUGGAAAAGUUGUUGUGGAAAAGCUAUUAAGAUCAACCUCGGUGGGAAAAAUCUACUUGCUAAUAAAUGCGAAAGACAAGGAAGCUGCAUUUGAUAGAUUAAACUGCGAGAUAUUAAACUCGGAAUUGUUGGCGUGUUUGAAAGAAAAAUAUGGGAAAUCUUUUGGAGCUUUUGUAAAGGCGAAAGUAAUAGCUGUGGUGGGAGAUAUCUGUGAACCAAAGCUGGGAAUGGAUUAUGAAAGUAUUGAAGCAAUUAGAAAAGAUGUAAAUGUUAUAAUCCACUCUGCUGCUUGCACAACCUUUAAUGAGAGGUAUGACUUGCUAGUUGAUACCAAUGUGAUUGCGCCUCAACGUGUGAUGAGGUUUGCCAAGACAUGCAACAAACUCCAACUCUUCGCACAUGUAUCUACAGCAUAUGUUACUGAGAGAAGAGAAGGUGUAAUAUUGGAAAAGCCAUUGAUGAUGGGAGGAGAAGAUGGUAAACUUGAUGUAGCUGAUGAGAUCAGCUUGCUUCUCAAAUCAUCCACAAACACCAUUGAUGCCACCAAUUUCUUCAAAAAGCUUGGCCAACACAGAGCUGAAAUGUUGGGAUGGAGUACUACAUAUCAACUAAGUAAGGCUAUGGGUGAAAUGGUUGUGAAUGAAAUUAGAGGAGAUGUUCCUCUCCUUAUAAUUCGACCAGCUAUUAUCGAGAGCUGCCACAACCAACCUCUCCCUGGUUGGAUACAAGGAAUGAGGGUAUUUGAUCCAGUGGUCGUUUCUUAUGGAAAAGGAAUGAUCCCAGCUUAUUUUGCAAAUCCUCAUGUCCCUUUGGAUAUUAUACCGGUAGAUUUGGUAGCAAACAUAACGAUUGCAGUUAUUGCAAAGCAUGGGAAUACACACGUGACAGCGGCACAACCCACUAUCUACCAUGUUGCAUCUAGUCUUCAAAAUCCCGUAACAUGGUUCGAUGCUUUCGAAUAUCUAUAUGAAUACUUUAAAGAGGCACCUUUAAUUGAAGGAGCAAAUAUAUCAAGAGUCAAAUUUUUCGACGAUUUUGAGGAAUUCUCCAAAUGUUUAAGAGGGGAAAUUAUGCGACAUUAUGGUGCAAAUGUAGAUAGAAAAAUGGUGCGACAGUGCAAUGCCAAAGCUACAUAUGUUGAACAACUCUGUAAGAUGUAUGAAUUCGCCGGAUUCCUCAAACCAAGGUACCAUACAGGUAAUGUUCAAAAAUUAACUGAAGAAAUGUCAAAAGAGGAGCAAUUUAAUUUUGAUGUGGAUGUCAAGAAUAUUAACUGGAAAAAAUAUUUUCAAGAAAUUCAUGUUCCAGGACUGAGAAAGUAUGUAAUAGACCGAUAG
Messenger RNA from Salvia miltiorrhiza (redroot sage), 1632 nucleotides. Its product is annotated as fatty acyl-CoA reductase 2, chloroplastic-like. The transcript is spliced from 9 exons. NCBI's taxonomy places the organism in Eukaryota, Viridiplantae, Streptophyta, Magnoliopsida, Lamiales, Lamiaceae. Gene Ontology annotation, cellular component: intracellular membrane-bounded organelle. The record is from RefSeq and is a predicted model, not a curated record. Gene Ontology annotation, molecular function: alcohol-forming very long-chain fatty acyl-CoA reductase (NADP+) activity. Gene Ontology annotation, biological process: long-chain fatty-acyl-CoA metabolic process; suberin biosynthetic process. Bases 1 to 1632 code for a protein of 543 amino acids.